Molecule: messenger RNA, 1573 nt
Organism: Bufo bufo (common toad)
Lineage: Eukaryota; Metazoa; Chordata; Amphibia; Anura; Bufonidae
Gene: COMMD4
Product: COMM domain containing 4
Exons: 8
Coding region: 13-669 (218 amino acids)
Source: RefSeq, a predicted model, not a curated record
UUAGAUUCCGAUAUGGUGAGGCUUGCGCCGUCUAGUCAUGUGUCUCCCGUGAUAACGGCUUAUAAAUGGCGUUGUGUGAGGUUCCGUUUCUGUGGGGAUCUGGAUUGCCCGGACUGGGUUUUGGCAGAGAUCAGCACCUUGGCUAAAAUAUCUUCUGUUAAGUUGAAGUUGAUCUGUGUCCAAGUUCUGAAGGAGCAGCUGGGAGAAACAAUUGAUUAUGAAAAGAUAGUGAAGCUGACCGCUGAUGCCCGCUUUGAGUCUGGUGACAUCAAAGCCACGGUUGCUGUCCUCUGUUUUAUCCUCUCGAGUGCUGCCAAACAUAAUGUGAGCGGUGACAACUUGUCCAGUGAGCUCCAGCAGCUGGGUCUCCCCAGAGAACAUGCUGUCUCCCUUUGCCGCUCUUAUGACGAGAAGCAGACUGCCCUACAGGAAACCCUGAGAGAAAACAGUCUCCGCUUAUCACGACUAUCUUCUCUGAGCUGGCGGGUAGACCAGACCCUCAGCUCCAGUAUACUACAAGAGGUGAAUGAACCAGUAGUCCAUCUAAACCUGGGCGUGAAAGAUUCUGAUGGCUCCAGACCUGUCAAUGUGACUAUGUCUGCCAGUAAAUUAAGAGUUUUGUUAACAGAACUGAAACAAGCUCUUGAGAUGAUGAACUCCCUGAACUGAGCUAGAUUUUGCUCAGAAGCCCUCGGUGGAUGAGAAGACCAUGAGGUCUGUGAAAAAGCACUUGGUUCCUGAGAACAGCUGUCAUCCACAGAAAAUUGAGGAAGAUGGAUACUUCUGGACUAGAUAAACGUUCAUGGUUUACUGUGUCACUUGUACACAUGUUCUCUGGCCUGUUCGUAUUGUGUAGAUCUUUAUCCAGAACAGGUUCUGGUCUGAUAGCCACAGCGCUUCCAGCUAUAUUCAAUGAUAUAUGUGAACUAAGGAAAAAAAAUACAUACUGGAUAUAGGAUGGGGAAAAAACAUUGGGGGUCAUUUAUCAAAGAUUAGCGGUUUUACCUUGGUCUUUGAUAUCCUCUGCUCAUCUCGGACAUUGUGCACUGUGCACUCUCCUUUGCUUUGGCGGCCGCGUUCUGGAGGUGGGACCCGCACCUAUCUGACAUUGGUGGCAUAUCCUAGUGAUAUGCCACCAAUCUCUGAGAUGACAUUACCCCUUUAAUUUAUGACAAGACGCAGACCGUAUCAUAAAUUAGGAGAAUCUUCCGCCAGUCUCUGCACCUAGAUUUCCUGCUUUAAAUAUUAGUAAAUUUGCUAGGACUGAAGGCCCCAUCCCCCACACUGCCCUUGCCACUCUCCAGUGUUGAGGACGGUAUGAGAACCAUAUAUGGGGUGGUGUGACCUUUUUUUCCGGCAAAAUCUGUCAUAGGGAGACAUAAUAAAUGACCCCCAUAGUGUCUUGUCUCAUGUCAUCCUAAUGGUCAGUAUUUAAAGUAUUAUUUUUCAUGUUACGUUUUAUCAGGUUCACACGUCGCUGAAUGGAGAUUGUUUUCCAGUUUCCUAAAAUGAACAAUUCUACUUUCCACAUAAAAUGGUCUGCUGGCAAUGAAUAAAGUGUUUACAAAAAUGA